CAGUAUUCGAUUGAGCGCCUCACUCAAUUUAGCGCAAGCGCAGUUAGGCCUCUUCCUUUCUGCCUUGCCUGACGACCAUGGCCCCAAUUAAAAAGCAGGCCACCAAGGGUGGCAAGAAGAAAAAGCAGGUCCUGAAGUUUACUCUGGACUGCACCCACCCUGUUGAAGAUGGGAUCAUGGACGCUGCUAACUUUGAGCAGUUCCUUGCGGAGCGCAUCAAAGUGAACGGAAAAGCUGGAAACCUUGGAGGUGGAGUUGUCUCUAUUGACAGGAGCAAAAGCAAGAUUUCCGUGACUUCUGAGGUCCCCUUCUCCAAAAGGUACCUGAAAUAUCUGACCAAGAAGUACCUUAAGAAAAACAACCUGCGAGACUGGCUGCGUGUUGUGGCAAACACCAAGGAGAGCUACGAGCUACGCUACUUCCAGAUCAACCAGGACGAGGAGGAGGAAGAGGACGAAGAUUAAAUCCAUACCGCUCUUUUGUAAACAAUAAAUUUUCAAAAGAAC
Alosa sapidissima (American shad) is the source of this 506-nucleotide messenger RNA. RefSeq names its product ribosomal protein L22 (gene rpl22). Gene Ontology annotation, biological process: cytoplasmic translation. Gene Ontology annotation, molecular function: RNA binding; structural constituent of ribosome. Gene Ontology annotation, cellular component: ribosome. The record is from RefSeq and is a predicted model, not a curated record. Lineage: Eukaryota; Metazoa; Chordata; Actinopteri; Clupeiformes; Clupeidae. The transcript has 4 exons. The coding region runs from base 78 to 464 and encodes 128 amino acids.